AACAUGUAAAAACGAGUUUAUUGAAACCUAAACUAGUUCUGAUGAUAUCGACGGGGUUUCUACUCAAAACUUGAUAGGGGCAUGUGAGUUCCUGAUGUUUUAAUACUUGUUUAGACUAUAGCCAUAUUGUAGGCUAUAGAAUAGCCUAUUAAAACCAAAGUAUACCAAACUCUUCUGAGGCCGAUAACGUAGCUGCUUCAUGUCAUUUAAGGUUUCUAUCGCUAUCAGAGGACUACUAGGUUAGAUUAGGCAGUUCAGAGCAGAACACAUUGUCACUGUCGACAUAAACAGACUUCAGUGGACUACCUCAGACUGGGAUGAAGUUGUAGAGCUGCACUGCCGCGCCGUAGCUCGAAUGCUUUCGGUUUGACGAGAGAACAUAGAUGUUACAUCGCCGUCGUCUCGCACAUAAUCGGAAAAGCAUCACUUUCCCACUCAUUUUCUCUACUAUAUCUGUAGAUGACAUCAUGGAAUGCUACCCCAUAGUGAAGUGAAGAUUAUGAUGCACACGGAAAUCCAGUAGCCUAAAACGACGGAUGUUGAAGUAGGAAGCAGCCGUGCGUUUGGACCUCAGGUUUUGGCUGCCAUGGAUCUGCGCGUGACUCAGCGUCGGCCGGGCGGCGAGGCGGCCAUGCUGUCGCCCCUCAUCUACAACCCCUUCGCCAGCCAGCCCUGCAACCAGUACGCAGCGCAGCAGCACCUGCAGUUCACCAGGCAACGCUGGAAUGAGAGGGAGCGCGAGCGGGAGCAGGAGAAGGAGCAAGAACAGCUGCAGCAGAUCCGCCACAAAGACCCCAGCAAGCAGAGCGCGGUGGCCAGUGCAGUGGUGAAGCAGAAGCUGCAGCAGAAGAUCCUCCAGAAGCAGGCGGCCCUGGAGAGGACCAGCUCGGCCCCGCUGAGCACCCCGCCCCGGGGGUACAGGGAGCUGGUGCCAGACCCUGAGAUGCCACCCAAGUGCCACCUGGUGAGCCCCCCUGUCCCCCAGCAGUCAGAGAACAGGAAGGAGAGGACCCUCAGGAGGACAGCCUCUGAACCCAUCCUAAAAGUGAAGACCAAAGUGAGGAAGCCCAGCCCGAGGCAGAACCCCUUAAGAAGCAAACACAGACACACAGAUGGCCUGGCUGAUUCAUCUCCCAGCAGCAGUAGUACUCCGGUCUCUGACUGCAGCUCGUCCAAUGACAGUCUGCCUGACAGAGUGCUGCCCCUCCCCACACAGUUGCCCCCAGAGGAGAUCAGUGGCAUCCUGUCCUCUCGCCUGCAGCCUGUUCUCAUUCUGGAGCCCUCGGGCCUGGUGCACACGCAGUUCAUCACAGUGCCCACUCUGGCGUCGGUGCCGCUGCAGUACCCGCCGCUGAUGGACCGCCACAUGCUGACCAGCACCCACAAGCAGCUGGGCCGGACCCGCUCCGAGCCCCUGCCGCCCGCACACUCCUCCGGCCACCCGCACGCCCUCCUCUUGCACCAGCGCAAGCCCCUGGAGAGACUCCCUCAGCACUCCCCCCUCAGCCAGCUGUUCUGUAAGCCCCGACUGAAGCAGAUCCUGUCGGAGGAUCUGGACCCGGAGGAGGAGGACGAGGAGGAGGAGGAGUGCUCCGAGGAGCAGAGCGCCAAGAGGGAGCAGCGGGAGCGCGAGCGGGAGCGCCAGCAGGAGGCCAGCCGCGAGCUGGUGUUCCGGCGGGUGGAGCCGCCCAGCAUCACCAUGAAGGAGAGCCAGAGGGAGCACAUCAGCCUGCAGAACUCCAUCAUGAGACAGAGGCAGCUGUCCACGCUGGCCAUGCCAGUCCCCGUGCUGCCCAGUGGCACCCACCGCCCCCUGAGUCGUGCCCAGUCGUCGCCGGCCUCCACGUCCUACUCCGUGCCUGACACCACCGUGCCCUCCCCGGUCACCACGGAGACGGCCAGUAAACUGCGCUACACCACUGGGCUGGUUUAUGACUCACAGAUGCUGAAGCACCAGUGUACCUGCGGUGAUAACAGCUCUCACCCCGAGCAUGCUGGGAGGAUCCAGAGUAUUUGGUCUAGACUGCAGGAGCGAGGCCUACGCAGCCAGUGUGAGACCAUUCGAGGCAGGAAAGCAACACUGGAGGAGUUGCAGUCGGUCCACUCAGAGAAACAUGUGCUUGUGUACGGCACCAACCCUCUCAACCGCCUUAAACUGGACCGCUGCAAAAUCACAGGAAUAUUAUCACGGAGGAGGUUUGUGAUGCUGCCUUGUGGAGGAUUUGGGGUGGACUCGGACACGGUGUGGAACGAGAUGCACACGUCGACGGCGUCGCGGAUGGCCGUGGGCAGCGUCACCGACCUCGCCCUCAAGGUGGCCCAGGGCGAACUCAGGAAUGGAUUUGCUGUGGUGAGGCCUCCUGGACACCAUGCGACACACUCGGAGCCCAUGGGGUUCUGUUUUUUCAACUCUGUGGCAAUUGCAGCAAAGCAGCUCCAGCAGAGACUGAAUGUCAGCAAGAUUCUCAUUGUGGACUGGGAUGUUCACCAUGGCAACGGCACUCAGGAGAUCUUCUACAAUGACCCCAGUGUCCUCUACAUCUCUCUGCAUCGCUACGACGAUCGGACCUUCUUCCCUGGCAGUGGAGCCCCAGAGGAGAUGGGGAUGGGGGCAGGUGAGGGCUUUAACGUCAACGUAGCCUGGACCGGCGGGCUCAACCCACCUAUGGGCGACGCUGAAUACCUGGCAGCCUUCAGGACGGUGGUGAUGCCCAUUGCCCACGAGUUUUCCCCUGACAUGGUGCUGGUGUCGUCUGGCUUUGACGCUGUGGAGGGCCAUACAGCAGCCCUGGGGGGCUACCGCGUGUCCGCUAAGUGCUUUGGCUUCCUGACCCGGAAGUUGAUGGAGCUGGCCGGGGGUCGCGUGGUCCUGGCUCUGGAGGGCGGUCAUGACCUCACAGCCAUCUGCGACGCAUCUGAGGCCUGCGUCAGCACCCUGCUCGGCAACGAGACGGAGUCCCUCUCUCAGGAGGUCCUGCAGCAGAGGCCCUGUGCUAACGGGGUGCGCUCCCUGCAGCGUGUGGUCCAGGUCCACAGGCAGUACUGGCGCUCUGUGAAUGCGCUGGCCCACACGGUGGACAUGUCCUACCUGCAGGCCCAGCGGCGGGACUCUGCCAGCGACGCCGUCUCCGCGCUCGCCUCCCUCACCAUGGGCGUCCACAGCAGCAGCAGCAGCAGUUCCGCUCCGCGCGAGUACAUGGGACACGACACAGACCACUCCAUGUAGGAGGCAGCCGACCGUCUCUCCCGAGCCGCCAGGAUGCCCCCCCUCGUCUACUGAUGCCUUUCCUCUCCUUAUCAGGGGACGCUCCUGCAGGGAGACCUGUGCUCCGCCGAAUGCCCCUCCGUGCCUUUGCUAGCCGCUAUCCGCUAUGUAAGCUUUAAAAACGAGCAAUGACAAAGAAGAUUGAAUCAGCAAUAUGGGAUUCUUUUUUUUCUUUUUUUUCCUCCUAAAUGACAUGGGGACACUCUGUUUUCAUGUUGAAUAUUGUGAAACUUAAGAAUUCUUUCUUUGCUACUUUUUCGCGACACUUGUUCACUCCUUCAGCAUUGACUCUUUAAUACUGGUAUUCUUCAGAUGACCAUAUAGGUCCAUAUAUAGUUGGGUUGUAGUCUGUAGCCCCUUGAUUACAGGGAGACGGCAGGAUAUGUGGGAUCGUUGGGGUUAAAGGUGAUGCCCUUUGGUAUGACAGAUGUUCCCCCCGUUUGGGUGGUCUACACUAGGCCCAGAGAUCUGGGCUGAGUUUGUGGCAAGUUCUUCUUUCACUGCGAAGGUGCUUUACAACAACAACAACAACAACAACAACAACAACAAUAAUAACUUGCAUUUAUACAAUGCUUUAUCAAGGCAGCCAAAGCACCCUACAGUGAAGGGGGGAACUUCACAAGCCACCGCCAAGACGGGCUCUUCACCCCUGGACUGAGUUCUCCCACCACCGAGGAGGGUAUAGUCAGAGAGGGUUAAAGCGGAGCGAGAGGCGCAAACGUUCGAUCAUUUCCGCGUUCUGUCUUCACAAGGGGGAGGGGGGCUAAAUCUCCCUUUAAGCAGACCUGCUAACAUUCGAACUGCUAACAUUCGAACUGAACUGCUUGCCGAUCUGACAGAGAUCGAUAUCCCACUUUGACGUCUUUGCAACACGCCUCUUUAAGCAGACAGGAACUGUUCGAAUUUUGCUUCCAUAGAGAUGCAUUACGUUGCUCUAUCUUGUCAGUAAUUAAGGAUCUUUGGUAUAGUGUAGGCAGAGCACAUGGAUGACUUGGAGCCGUUUGGCUAAAGGCUCGUCAUCUGACCAGCAGGGUGCUGCCAGGGUAGGAAGAAGUGUUACAGUGGCAUGACCAGUUUUGAAGUAAACCAAAGAAGGAAGUGCCAGUAUGCUGGAUCCCAAUGCCACACACAGUGCCUUCCUCACUGUGAAGUGAAGAAAAUAUUUUUUUUUCUCUCUCUUUUGAAAAGAAAAGUGAAACCAUUUUCUUUGAGCACUGUGUUGAAGUUUUGUUAUACUGUCCUGGGGUUGUUUUGUGGAGUUAACCCUGAUGUAAGACAUGAAGCAUUUUUUUAUUAGGUGGAGUUUAUGAAGGAAUUUUCCAGAAAGCAUUCAGGAAGUAAACAAAAAUAGACGUUCCUGUUCAUACUGAGUUGUUAGUUUAAGCUAUGCCUUUUAGUCAUUCCUUUUUUUCCUCUAAAACCAAAACACACGGCUGUCUUAAAGAAUGAUUCCUCAAAAACAAGAGACCUCUGUAACUUCUUUUUCCAAUUCAUUGUAACUCCACUGCCAGUGAUUUUGAAUUUCAAGUUCAGUUAAGUACAGCAUGAAACAGGCAGGCAGAAAAAAAAGUAACUCAAAAAGUGAGACCAGCUUGAGAUGCUUGCAUUACAAUGACAUGCUGGACUUCAUAGGAUUCUGUCCACUGACGAAAAUGCACUCCAGUUGUCUUAAAAAAAAAAAAAAAAAAACUGUAGCAUAAAAAAAUCCUGCCGUAUGUGUCUUUGUACAAUUUUGUACAACCUGUUCCUUUUUUUUUUAGACAAAUCUUGUUUCUAUGUUAUAUUUCACCUACGAAGACCAGUGUUUUAACCUGUGGACGUAUAUGCCUACUAUGUUACAGUAUGUACCUAUUUUAGGCUGCAUUCCUUUACUAUAUAUAUUUUUUUCUACAAGACCAGUGAGCAAUGUGAGCCUCACAGCCUAUAAGUGUGUGUACUGAAGGUUGUUUUAAAGUAUAUAUUUAUAUAGAGUUUCCAUUUGUGGACCAAUGAGUGCUUUUUGAUACUGUUUUCUGUCUUCUGUUUUCUGUCUGCAUGUAGUGUGGUGGUGUGCUUAGCCUAAGUGUUGGGUUCUGUGCUAGUUUAGCUCCCGUUACAAAGCAUAUUUAGACCUUAAGGCCUUAAUGACAUACUCCUCAGAUGCAGGACAGUUUAUAAGACAUUGUAGCUGUUGAACGGUCUCUCAUUUUGCUGUCAUCUCUGAGAUGACAGCUGCUUGACGUUCUCCAGUUGUCUCGCUUGACGAUGUCUCGUCGUAAGAUGCGAUGAUGUCCUCGGGCAUGUCCUUGGCUUUAUUCCGUCCUUGCUCUUGUGCAGCCAAUUGAUGACACAACGAGAUGGCUCGGUUGCUUUUGUUCCUGACCCAGGGUCAGUCAGCAACAUCAGAGGGAGAAAGAGAGAGCGUGCGCGCAACGCGCGAGAGAGAGAGAGAGAGCGAGAGCGAGAGAGCUCGCCGGGGACGAGGCAUCAUCUGGAACCGUUAUGAGUCGGAAUCGGCGGUUCUUUUUGGAAUCAUAAAAGAGGGAGAGGGGUCUGAGAGGGCUCUGUUCCCCCGUUUGAAUUCCAGGAACGCAGCGAUGGAAUUAACCCUGAACGUCGUCUCACCUUCCCUAGGCUUUUCAUCCCCCUCCCCCUCCCCCCCCCCCCCUAAUCGAAUCUCUUCGGGCCCUCCGAGGGCCGGCCUGAGCUGUGCUCCCAGCACCUGAAUGGAACUUGACGUCUUGCACAUUUUGUUUGCAUUGAUCUCUGUGCUCUGAUGUGGCUGAUACUCAAGUUACGUUCCUAGCAGGAAUGCCCCCCACCCCCCUCCCCCCUCCCCCCCUUUUAGCGCCAAAACUGAUCAUAAGAUUUUUAUAUCUAAAAAAAAGCGUCUUUUAAAAAAAUGUCCUGCUAAUAAUGAAAUAUCUCUAUGGACACGUUCAUUGUGACUAUUGUGAAAGGUGCUAUCCUGUGCACUGGAGGCCUCUCGCGUCCCACAUGUCUUAUAGCUGUGCGGCACAUGACUUCGUGGUGCUCUUCAGGAACCCAGGCAGUGAAUGUCUUAUUAGAUUAGUCUAAUACUGAGUAAAUGUUUUAUAUUUGCUUCUAAAAUAGAAAAACAAACGUGAAUGUGCCCAGCACAGUUUCAGACAAAAAGAGUCUAUAUUUUUUUUCCGCCUACAGUUCCGCCUUGUUUAUCGGUGAGUUUCUCUGGAUCUAGCACUGAGAGGCAGCUUACUGGAUCAAAUGUCCUUGGAAUCUCGAUUUAAGAAUAGAAUUCCCUGAUUAGAAAGAAUUUAAAAAAAUGAAAUAGUAGCACUUUCCUUAUUGUGGUAAAGAUGCCCUUGUGCAUACUGUAUGUUUUAUUUUUCCCUUGUCUUAUGUUUGUGUAUAGUAUAUUUUUGUGCGUGUGGUUGUUUGUUCAUGAAGUAAAUUGGUCAUGUUGACGUGCUGCACAUGUUGUUAAAGAAAACCCAGCCAUGCAGGCUCAGACCAUCUUGCCUGUGUGUGAGUGAGUGUGUGUGUGUGUGUGUGUGUGUGUGUGUGUGUGUGUGUGUGUGUGUGUGUGUGUGUGUGUGUCUGUGUGUGUGUGAGAGAGAGUGUGUGUUUGCGUGUCUCAUAUCUGAACUGUGUGUGUCUUGAUAAAUGCUCUUGUUUUGAUCUUGGUUAGAAUUGUAGAUAGCUCAAGGAGACCAAAAGCGCCACCAUGUGCAUCAAAUCAAGCUGACAAACCUGUGUAAAGGUAGCCUUAAAAAAAACUGGAAGAUUUCGCUUUGAAAAAAAAAAAGCUUUCUGAGACAAAAGAAUGAUAUCUUUUAACUUUUUUUCAUGUUAUUGGACGUAUCCAAUGUAUUUGUACAGGUGAGAAUGACUAUACAUUUUAUACUGUUUUCUACUAAUUUCCUUCAUUAAAAAGACACCCAUGUUUGUCCCUGA
This is a messenger RNA of Sardina pilchardus (European sardine), 7180 nucleotides long. RefSeq names its product histone deacetylase 7a (gene hdac7a). Gene Ontology annotation, molecular function: transcription factor binding; histone deacetylase activity. NCBI's taxonomy places the organism in Eukaryota, Metazoa, Chordata, Actinopteri, Clupeiformes, Clupeidae. Bases 587 to 3226 code for a protein of 879 amino acids. Gene Ontology annotation, cellular component: histone deacetylase complex. The transcript is spliced from 24 exons. The record is from RefSeq and is a predicted model, not a curated record. Gene Ontology annotation, biological process: negative regulation of transcription by RNA polymerase II.